Molecule: messenger RNA, 3305 nt
Organism: Girardinichthys multiradiatus
Lineage: Eukaryota; Metazoa; Chordata; Actinopteri; Cyprinodontiformes; Goodeidae
Gene: exoc3l4
Product: exocyst complex component 3-like 4
Exons: 14
Coding region: 201-2573 (790 amino acids)
Biological process (GO): exocytosis; exocyst localization
Cellular component (GO): exocyst
Molecular function (GO): SNARE binding
Source: RefSeq, a predicted model, not a curated record
AAUAAGCUGCCUGCCGUCUUUGUUGCAAUUUCUUCAGCUUUAUGCUGUUUUCACUUGCUUUGACAGCAAGGCACGCAUAUAUAUUUUACUCAAAACCAGCCUGACAACUUUCAGAAAGGGAAAGGAGAGACAAAUGUUUUUCAUAAAAUGAAAGCAAAACCUUUGGUUUUACCAGAGCUGUCGUCCAAAGCUCACCAAUAAUGGAUAAGUCCAGCAAAAACCCAGAAGAGGACAGAGUAUCCCUCCAGAGCGACGGAAAGGUCCAAACAAAUGGGGUGGUGAAAGAGGCUCUGGGCAUGCUCCAAUCGUUCAAACAGAGCAUGAGGCGGCCUACAGAAAAGAGUCCCUGUUUGCCCAAGAGCAAGGAUUCAAAGGUCAGAGAAAAGGCACAAGCCAAUGGGUCAGAGUCAGUCUCUUCUCCACCACAACCCUCACCCAGUCUUAGUGCUGGCUCUCCAGCUACAUCCCCCUUGAAGAACAUUGGGGGCUUCUUUCAGAAAAAGGAUGAAGAUCACACCGACAUCACAUUGCACAAACACAAGUCUCUGGCUCGCUCAAAGACAGAUCCCAACAUGUCCAAGUUGAGUGACUCCCUUAUCAAGAAAGGAGCCUCCUUACGUAGAAGCCUGAGAUUUAGCUCCAAGAAGGGCAACGAUAAAGGAGCCAUACAGGAAUCAAUUUUCUCUGAGGCUUUGCCAGAAAUUGAGGACAAAGAACCAGAGAAGGAGCAGGAGUUGGUGGAGAUUGACGAGUUGUACACGCUACCUGAAAUACCUCACACACCAUUGUCAGUUAUGCAGAUCAACAAGCUGAUAGAGAUGGAGGUGCUGGAGGAGGCUCAUCUAAACCUAAUUGCGAUGCGACUGGAGUUUCAGAAGGAGCACAAGCAAUUUUUUGAUGACUCUCCUAUGGAACUGGCAAAGAAAGAAAAAGACCUGAUCCUCCUCUAUAGAGACCUUAGGAAAAAGAUUUGCACCAUAGUCUGUGAUUCCAACUCACUUCCUGCCAGGAAUAAGGCACUACUGGUUCACGUGGCUCGCAUCAUCCAGGAGGAGGAUAAGAGGGCUGAGGAACCAGGAGGGCUACCAGACAGCUGGUUGGAGGCCUGGAAGGAGGCAGUGUCUGAAGGUGUGCAGGUCAAGGUAAAUAGUGUUCAUCUGGACAGGAAGGAACAGAAUGUGUCUUGGUUGGCGGUUCAUCUUGGACUCCUGGGAAAAACCAUUGUAGAGGAUUUGGAGAAUGUGAAGCAGGAUCUACGUUGGUCCUACCCACCCAGCUUUAAGGUCUUCAGCAUCUACGUGAAGAGCUACCACAGAAAUGUCGGCCAGCACUUGAAGAAGCUGGAGCCAGAGGUGACUGAUCGGAAGGAUCUGUAUGCUCUGCUGGACUGGAUCCUCAACAGAUACAAAAGUGAGAAGAUCAUGGGAAGUUUCUGCUUGCAGCCAGACAUGGCAGAGGAAAGUGCUGAUCUACAACUAGAGGAAAGCUUUGCUAAGCAGCUUUUAGAGAAGUACUGCUCCAAAGUAAAGGAGGACAUGAGUGCUGCUCUGGACAGACUGAUCGAACUUGAAUAUGAGACUGUUUGGAAAGACAAGAGGGAGCCUCAGAAGGAAGACAACAUUCUUAUCUCUCCAUUUCCUAUGGACAUCUGGACUAAUGUACAGGCAAACGUGGUCAACACCCAAAAACUGGACCCUGAACUGGUGAAGAAAGUGAUCGCUUCCAGCCUUGAGGGGUUGAAGAGCUUUCCCAGGAGGUUUGAAACACAGUUCAGGAGUCACUGCAGCGCCCUCCAGCCGCAGCCUCUGUGGAAAGAGUAUCAGAUUACCUACAUUAACAGCUUUGCUGCUUUACAGCAACACAUGGAAGGGUACCGGGAAAGCUGUCCAAAUGAGCUGGAAGGGUUCAAAAGAGAGGUGAAAGGGCUGAUUGUCAGGCUAAUGGAAAGUCUGGAGGAGCAGUUUAAAGAUGAUGUUAAGGCCUUCCUCAGGAGGAUGAUGACAAGGAAGUGGCUGACCAACGAGGAUGACUUCAAACACCUCUACAACCAGAUAAUGCUUCUCUCCCAGCACUGUGUCUCCAUGACGCCUCCAUAUGUACAGGAGUUUGCAAGCCGAUUGCAUUACCAUGUGGCCAAGGAAUACAUUGGGCAGCUGAUGAAGAAUAACUACUCGUGCAAGAACCGGAAGCACCAGAAGGCUGCAACCAAGAUCCAUCAACAGUGGAACAAGCUCAGUUGUCUGUUUGAUGAGAUGAUGUCUUCUCAUGAGUGGCUCCACCAUGUAGGAGAUUAUCUGAGCAACAUCAUUGGAGAAAAUAACAAGACAGAUAUCAAGAACCAUCUGCACCCUCUAGUGAAGCAUUACCCAGAUUUCAGCAGGAAACAUCUGGUUGCAGUUCUUUACUUCAGGGGCCUUCAAAGGGGUCGCGAGCACCACCUAAUCCUCCAGCAAUUCACCACCCUUAAAAAGGAAGUGUGCAGCAGCAGCACUGACAGCAGACAGGUUUUUUUUGAGGACAUGCAGGUCACAACCAACACUAGCUUCCUGUCCAAACUGCCUUUCUGCAGAUGAAAUGUCGUGUACAAGUUCAAAAUGUGGACCUGUCACAGAAAAUGCAAUGUUGCACUUUUUCACUUAGGUUAUGUGAUUUUGAAUCAGACCAGCCUGACUGUAUUAUAAGUGACUUGUGUCUGUAUUUGUCCAACAUAACUGAUAUCUUGCUCCUCUGCCUCACAGAGUUCAUUCAUUGUUCAAUAACAAACUUGUAAACAGUCAUUUUCAGUGUGGUGACAAUGCCUAGAGAUUCACUAAAGCACAACAUUUGAAUUUUGUUUCACAUGCUAUACAACUAGACUGUAGCUUUGUGUCUCUAACAUAAUUGAAGAAAAAAUUUUCAUUUCCACUUAAUAAGAUAUACAAUAAGAAUGAAUCCAUAUUAAAUAAAAAUUAUUUCAAAAAUAUAUUGAGAAUACAGGAGAUUUCAUGCAUUGUGGAAAAGCAUCCAGUAACACCAGACCAUUCAGGCAUGAAGGUCUCAGCUGGACCAAGGAACUGGACUGAACAGAUUAUGUACAAUUUAACUAGAACUUUUAAAGCGUAAUGUAAUGUAUAUAUUUCUUCCCACCUGUUUAUGUCUUAUUUGAAUUCUUUCAAUUAUGCUAUUUGUUUGUGUUUUGUGUUUAGGUGUCAAACAUAAGAUCUUGGGAGUGUUUUAUUCUGGGGUAUUUAUCUGUUUCUAAUCAGUAACAGUUAUUAUCUGCUGUAGGUUCUUUUGAAAAACAUUAAAUUGGUAAAUGGACCUAA